Molecule: messenger RNA, 5837 nt
Organism: Haliotis rufescens (red abalone)
Lineage: Eukaryota; Metazoa; Mollusca; Gastropoda; Lepetellida; Haliotidae
Exons: 14
Coding region: 29-1834 (601 amino acids)
Cellular component (GO): nucleoplasm
Molecular function (GO): calcium ion binding
Source: RefSeq, a predicted model, not a curated record
CUGUCGGUAGUUCAGUGAUCGAGUUAACAUGGCGUUCACGGCUCCGUGCUGCUUUGAAGGAAAAGUUGGUGUUGGAGUAUCAAAUCGACCUCGAACAUCUGGAGGGAUUCAUCUUCGUGUGACUGGGGUGCACCUACAAACAUUGCCCCGCGAACAUACACUUUGUGGAUACCACUCAGCAAACACCACAGGCCAUCUACCCUAUGAAGAUACCUUCUGGGAGACAGCAGGUUUUCUGAAAGACCCUCUGGCACUUGAUGAUGAGAAGAUAUCUGAAAAGCUGCAUGAGAAGUGGCAUAUGAAACCACUAAAAAUAUAUCCGGUGGUGCGGACUCCACGAUGGACAGAUUUGGAUGAUAGACAAGUUGAAGUUUUGGAAGGAACAAGACUUCCUGAUCCAACACUUGAAGCUAUGAUUCUCAAAGAGAAAAUGCUGAAAAGAAACAGAGAAAAAGAUAUGGAGGGUCUUUUGACUCAUCAUUGCUUUCGCCCACCUUGCCUUUGUGGUGUUAGGAGCCGAGACAUAGUUGUACCACCACGAGCAAUUGUUAACGGUACACAAGUGGAUUCAAACAUUGUGGUAUCAAAAGAAACCAGACAGCAGAAAGUGACUUCUGAAAAGCAACGAAGCAGCAGUCAGCAACCAACACAAAAGCACAGCCUGCAUGUUUCAACUUGUGUGAAAAGAGAAUCAAUGAAUGCAGGUGUUAUAACAAAAUCAACAAGACACUUAAAGAGUGGCAGACUCAUGGACUGUGAGAUAACCCAACAGGCACUCUGUGCAGGCUUUGAGCUGUUUGACUUCAAUGGAGAUGGUUUCAUCUCCAGAACUGAUUUUCUUCGAGUACUACAUGAAUUUGGAUUCACCAUUACCAUUGAUGAAUUAGACAACCUUCUGUCAAGAAAUGGUCAAGCAGAUCAAGUGAAAUACAAGGAGUUCUUGUCAAGGUGUUACACUGAUAUCAAAGCUGUCAACCUUGCUGGAUAUACUGAACCUAGACAGUCUGUUUCCUGGAUACCACAGCCACAAGUAAAUACUAACUUCACUCCACUUAUUGACCAACAUGUGCAAGAUGUGAAGCCCAAUAAGGAUCCAAAGCUGAAAUCAGGAUCACCACGAAUUCUACCUGAGAUUGAAGCCAUUCUGUGUAAUGUCCUCAAGAAAAGAAGCAGCACAUUUAAUCAGCAUUUCAAGAAUAUGACGUGGCAAAAAUAUGGACGAAUAGACAAACUUCAGUUUGGAAGGGUAUUAACAUUGUGUAGCGUGUUUCUUUUAGAGUGUGAACUUGACCAUCUGUGGAUAUCUCUACCUACUGAUGUGCAGAAUAUGCUCUCAUACAGUGAGCUUUUGGAUCACUUCCUUAUCAGCCUAACAUCACCUAAAGGAGUUUCUGAAGAGGAUUCUCAUUUACAUGGAAUUGUCAUGGCAGCAAAGAAAAGCUAUAGCCGAGUGAAUGCAACAGUGAAGAACACAAAGGGUCGUUUCAUAGGUCUAUCAGACCAGAGCAGAAUCUGUAAUUCAAAAGAUAAAGCAGUUUCAUGCAUUAGGAUGCACUCUCUGUGUGGAAAAGUCAAAGGGCAGGUACAGAGUCAGCGUGACUAUCUGAUGACCUAUUUUCAAACUCGAGAUCGAAAGGGACUAUCACAUAUUUCCAGGACAGAGAUGAAGAUGCUCAUGGACAGGCUGUACUUCAACUUAACAGCCCAAGAAAAGGAAGAACUUUGUCAGAUGUUUGACUUUCACAACAGAGGAAGAUUUCAUUAUGUGCCAUUUAUGGAGAGUAUGGAUGCAGUGACAGAAUCACAAGGCACAUCAACAGCUGGCUUUCCAUAAGAAGAUGAAGUUUAGAAAAUACUCCUGUACUGCAGCAGGGGAGAUGGACUCUCAUCAAGCUGAAUGAUUACAAGAUUAACCCUUUGUACUUAGUUCAAAAACAUGUUAUUCAAGACAAAUAUGUCCAUAUGUAUUAGAAUAGACUUGUACAGUUUUUAUGUGUAUAUAUACUGAACCGCAAAAGAAACGCGAGUACUGUGUGACUGUGAAAUGUGGUAUAUUCACAAAACGACAGAGAGGUCAAUUAUGAUAAGUCUGAGACAGUUCAUGUUUUGCAUGCACAUUGACCACAGUCCAUGGAACGUUCUUGCAAGUUCUUGCUUUGAGCCGAUCACACACAUGGAAAUGGUGGUGUAGGAAAUGUCAGUACCUCGUAUGCCCUCCCUGGGUGUUCAACACAGCCAUACACCUACGGUACAUGGAGUGUAGCAGGCAGUUCACGAAGGCCAUAGGCACCUGUGCCCACACCCUGACGAAAGCUGCCUCCAGAUCAGCACGAGUUCUUGGUGUUGGUACCACCUGGUUCAGCCAUCUCUGUAUUUCAUCCCACAGGUGCUCGAUCGGGUUUAAAUCCGGGCUCAUAGCCGGCCAUGGCAUGGUUUGGAUGUUGUGCUGGUGCAGGAAGUUCCUGGUGAGCCUGGCCGUGUGGGGACGCGCUUUUUCCUGCUGGAACACAUGGUUCUGGUGACGUGCGAAGUAGGGAACGAUGUAAGGUCUCAGGAUCUGGUCAAUGUAGCGUUGCGCUGUGAUGCCAUUCCCCCUGCCAGCGCCAAUAUUGUGAAACACAUGAGGGCCAAUUCUCUGGUUCAGGCCUAUAGCACCCCAAACAAUGGUGCUCUGACCACCCCACGGGUCUCUUUCCACGACACAGUGGUCCCUAUAGCGUUUACCCCUCCUUCACCACACCCUCACACCCAUCAGACGUGGAUCCACAAUACCGGCUCUCGUCAGAGAAGACAAUUGUCCUCCAUUGUUGAUGCUGCCAAUGUCAGUGUUGUGUAGCCCAUUGCAGCCGUGCCUGGCGGUGGCGGGCGGUGAGGAUGGGCACUCGAGCGGGCCCGACGGCAAUACAGGUUGUUGGUAGUCAGCCGACGUUGUACCGUAUCGUCACUGAUCGGUCGCCCUCUAGUGCCAAUGGAGUUUCGAGCUGUCACACUGGCUGGUCUGAAGCGAUCCCGUUGGUGUUGGCGGUGGAUGAACCGAUCCUGCCUGGGCGUGGUCACUCGGGGGCGUCCACGUCGGGGGCGGUCUGCAGUACUGUUUGUGAUGUUGUAGCGCUGCUGCAGACGGUGGAUGGUGCUGAAGUGAACAUUGAAAGUGUUGGCCACAACCUGGGACCGUUGUCCAGCUUGUAAUCGACCGAUCGCUUGUUCUCUCUGUUGUGUGGAUAAUCGAGGCUUCAAAAUUACGAGUGCCAGAAAGGCAGUUCAAGUUGAUUUUUAUACCCAUAGCCUCCAUGAGUUACACGUGCAUGUUGGUGUCCACGGCAAAGCAUGGUAACUGUCACCCACGACCUUGGACAAGGCUGCGUUGUGGCGACUAAUUUCAGGCCUCGUUGUACCGUUUGAUGGAAUGUUUGUCUCACAAACACAUCAGGAUGUCGAAGAAUAUUCACACCUACAGUCUUGACAUAUAUUUUCUGCAUUUUACCAUAUAAAAUUUAUAUUUUACAAUCUCGCGUUUCUUUUGCGGUUCAGUAUAUAUGAUAUAAAUCUUUUCAUAGUUGACAUGUAUCUCUGAAACUGCAAGGCAAGGUAUAUUAAGGUUUAAGAUUUGCAUGGAUCAUCCAUGUAAUGGUGCCACUUACAUGUGAUUUCAAAAUUAAUGAUUUUAACUAGUGCUGCCAUGACAGCAAUUAAGUCAAUGAGUGUGUAUGUCAAUGUACAGUUAGUAUGUCUUUGACUUCGCCUAAACCUAGUAUAUAUAAUUAUAUGUUUGCCAUUUUUCAACUCAAAUUAAGUUUAAUGUGCAUUCAUGUAUUUACAUGAAUUGAAUAAUUAUGUGUGAUAAUUGCUGAUAAUCUUGUGAUAAUAGUAGUAGGUGAUGGUGACCUAUUUAUAAUAAGUAUCAUAUGCUGUAUUUUUGUUGUUACUUUGAAUUCGACCAAGGGCUGUCAUAUUUGGUUUAUUUACGACAUAUGUCCCUUCAAAUAAUUGCCUCUAAUAUUCAAGGUCAGAUGUACUCUCAAGGUCAUACACUCAAAAGUAACAUUCAUGAUAAUUCAAGGAGCCUUCCCGGUAGUCUUUUUUUUUUGUAGACUUGGGCACUGAAGUGGCAAUUUAAGGUUCUGGAUGAUCUUCAAUGAGCUGGCACCCAUGUUUCCAAUUAGGAAACAAUACAAAAAGUGAGUAGGGCUCACUCAUACCCCCGACUUCAACAUGUUUCUGAGUUCAAAACAUGAAAAAAGUAAUAUUUACUCAGAAAAUCCACUUAUUGAAACCAAACUUUGCACUGCACCUCUCCUAUUGUGGAAUAGAAACUGUACCCCCAAUUGAAGACGAAUCCAUGAAGCAUGUUUUAAGUUUUAGAUUGCACAAAUCUGAGGUAACAAAAAAAUCAAAAUAAUUGAGUUCAAAACAGGUAGAACAGAAAUUAUACGUAUCAAAAUGAAACUUGUCACUGCACCUCUUCUAUUAGUAGGGAAACUGUUCCAUAAAUUUAAAAAUAAUCCACAAAGUAGUUUCCUAGUGAUAGAUUGCACAAAUGUUUAAGUACUUUGCACUGCACCUCUCUUACAUGUAUAAGAAGUGUUCACCAAGUUUGAAAAGAAUCUAUGUGCUAGUUUUCAAGUUAAAGGUCACACAAAAAAUGUCCUUGGAAGGAAUGGCAGAAGAACAAACGGAUAGAAUUCCUUGGAAUAUGUAUACCCCCACCCUUUUUAGUGGCCCAUUCUGGAUCAAAAUCAAGUCAUUGUACUUUACUAAGAGACUUGAGUCAAACUAAGACAUUGUCUGAUUGUAAUUAGGUUUUAAGACUACUACCUUUGACAUAACAAAUGUUGUAUUUGGGAUAAAACUUUCUUAGUAAAGUACAGAUGUUCGUACUGUUUGGGUUGAGUGCCAUCUGGGAUUCGAACCCACACUGCCAGAGUGAGGCACCUAAUCACCAGCACACAAAGUCAGCGAUCGAACGCACUCAGGCACUGUAGCUUCCAGAAAUAUGAAAGUCUGACGACCAGUAGUCCAGACGGCAUACUAAGUGUACCCCUCUGACAAGUGUAAAUUGGCAUGGCUCCCAUGGCCUAAAGCCCUGAACACACUAUGCCAUUUAGAAAGUGGUAAAAUGUAACAAAUGUUAUAUUUGUGAUAACACUUUCUUACUAAAGUACAGAUUCUCAUACUUUUUGGGUUGGGUCGCAGCCGGGAAUCGAACCAAAACUGCUAGCGCUAGGCAACCUAAUCGCCACCACACAAAGUUUAGAAGUACAUGAAUCCAAGCCAAAGAGGUGUUCCAAAAUAGGUGACGUCACUCAAGUGCAGCAGAAGGUUACUGAUGAGGUAAUGGAGGUUCCACUUUUAUUGAGGAUAUUUAAUCUUUCGAAAUGUAGCUGAAUUCUAUUGUUGAAGACAUUACCUCCUGGUAUGAAGCAGAAUUUGAGGUUUUGAUUCAUUCAUCCCACAAGAAAUCAGCACCGUAUUCUCAACUGUUUGAAAAUAGUGUACGCAAGGAUAGAUGACAUAUUUUUUUAAUACAUCAUUUUGUGAUGAAUAUCUUAUCAAGUUUGAAAACAGCUAUCAAUAAUUAACAUUUUACAAAGUUAUGGCCCUGGUUUAGUUGUGCUUUUGUGUUUGCUCAAAUGAGGAUAUUGUUUAUUUCAAGAGGAUAACUUAUGAACUGUUUGAUAUAUAUUUGUGAAACUUUGUAUACACAUCAGGUGUUGUACUGGACCUUUAGAUGCUGAUUGUAAUGUAGUUCUUGCUACUGCAUGAUGGACCUGCUCCUUUCUCUCUCCAAGUGACCCGUUGCACUGUCCAUUGAGAAAUAAAUCUCUUUUAAAGAAAAA